Molecule: messenger RNA, 506 nt
Organism: Cylicostephanus goldi
Lineage: Eukaryota; Metazoa; Nematoda; Chromadorea; Rhabditida; Strongylidae
Source: the annotation of a GenBank genome assembly
AUGCUUUCUUUUACAGUUCAUGGUGAAAUGACAGAAGAUCUCGAGGCUAUUAUCCUCACAGCCGGAUCCGCAUACUCUGAAGGCCGAUUUAACGAAGCUCUCGAAUGCUAUGAACAAGCUAUCGCUGCAAGACCUCACAACGCGAUUCUAUUUGCAAAUUACGCUGCGAUUCUGCUGCGACUGGAUCGCGUCGAUGAAGCGCUCAAGAACGCAGACCAUGCGAUUGAAUUGGACCCAAAGUGGGCGAAGGCUUACUACCGCCGUGGCGAAGCACUACGACGUUUGAAUGCUCUCCUACCAGCUGUAGUAUCGCUAAGUGAAGGAGUUGCUCUCGAUCCGUCAAAUAAACUCAUCGCAGAGAUGCAUAUCGAUGUUUCGCAGCAGCUCUUCAAACACUUUCCCCUUGAACGCUUGCAGAGCAUGGGACUGGAUCAUGAUCGCUUCACAGUGCUUACCAUCACUGGUCAAGAACUGGCUUCUGCUGGUUAUCAUCGCGGUGAGUAAUC